Drosophila innubila is the source of this 981-nucleotide messenger RNA. RefSeq lists its product as uncharacterized. The record is from RefSeq and is a predicted model, not a curated record. NCBI's taxonomy places the organism in Eukaryota, Metazoa, Arthropoda, Insecta, Diptera, Drosophilidae. The coding region runs from base 16 to 891 and encodes 291 amino acids. The transcript has 2 exons.
UCAAGUUUGUCAGUCAUGAUCUAUAGAAAUCCUUGCUACGUUUUGUUGCUGCUGAUGAUGUGCUUCUAUGAGGCAAGAACAUUGCCUGCUGUGGAAACAACGAUUGUGGCAACCGGAGUGAAUACAAUAGAGGAGUCGAAUAAGUUGCCAGAGUCCAACGUGGACCCACUCAUCACAGCAACAUCUCAAGAAGCAGGAAACGCUACAAAUCUGGCGACAAGUGGAGCAACUGAAGCGGAGACUGAUCCAUCCCUGUCGGGUGACAAUGAGGCGAGUGCCAGCAACAAUGAGCCCGUGUCCAUCUAUGCGGGCGGACUCAUCACUCCGGAGGCCUUUCAGCAGUAUCUGAAUCAAUAUGGCGGUGCAGCGGGAUUGACACCACUUGGUGCCGCCUAUCCGGCUCCCAUGACUAGCACACCCGGUCUCUAUCCCUAUCCAGGUCCGAUUGUGGUGCAGACGGGCUACGAGGGAUUCUUGGUGCCGGCAAAUGCAGCUGCCAGCUCGGAAAGUGCUUCCGAUGUGAGCACAACUGUAGCUGCGAUUCCUGCUCCAUCUGCCUCCCCCGGCAUGAAUCCUUUGCUGGCCUUUGCCUCCCGAUUACUGCCCACGAUUCUGAUGUCCACGUUGUUUCGCAUUGCCGCCGUUGUUCUCUCCGCCGUGGGCGUCAUUCUUUUCGGAGGCGCCAUCACAAACGCCCUCUGCCGGCUCACGCCCAUCUGCGACAUCCCGAGCAAAGCCGUCCACUACCUACGCUCUGGCGGAGCACAGGAUGUUGGCCGUAUGCUGGCCGAGGAAAUCACUCCGGAACGUGUGCGAAGAACAACGGAAUUUGUCCGGAAUGCCAUUCACAAAUAUCGCCAGCUACAAAAACUCGUCGAUCCAGAUCUGUAAUGGAAUCCGCAUCCUUCCCGACUGAAUUUAAUUGUAAUUGUCUUAGUAAUUGUCUGAAAUAAAAUACAAAUUUAUUUUUUAUUAAACUCA